ACACUGAUAUACAGGGCUCGGACCUUGUUUAACUGUGCCUGGCACACGUUACGCCAACUGAUGCAAGCAAGCAUCAUGGUAGUGACACCCCAGUGCAGGGUAGCAAAUUUUAUGUGCAUUUGGCAUACCACCUCGCAUUUCAUUUCUUCGCUCUCUAUACGUUUUGGAGUUAAACAUGCAAUGUGUAUAUUUAUAGAGUUUAGCUGGAAAUCCACUCAUACAGAUCACCAUCGUCGUGUUUAUUUUCCACGCACGCAGGGCUUCACAUCUGUAUUGAUACCAUGCAAGGCAACAUUUGCGUCCGGGAUACGAUAACAGCUGCGCCGCUAUAUAGAAUAGUAUGACAUACAAACGCGAGAUAUUAGUCAAGGAAUGCAGGGCCUUCUAGAGAAACGAUCGCGAAGAGAUGCAUCAAAUAUGUGACACGCGAGGAACUUCACAAUAAGGACACGAGGCUCCAAAGGGUGUAAAAAGGCUUUAUUUAGCUGCUAUUGUCAAGAGGGAAAUAAACCGACAAGAGCAGCUGCGAAAAAAAAAAAAAAAAAGCUAGUUUAUUUGACGGAUUCGGGCAUCGCUUCAAAUGAAAGGAUUCGGCGCAAGCUUCAAGUCGAACACGUCGCGUAACGCCCGCAACUGUCUCGCGACGCGAAAGCGAAGACCGUCGAUAGUCGAGUGCCACCGCUGCCGGUCGGCGCGCGCGUUCCGUCGAGCUCGCCCUCGCGACGUCUCGUUGUUGUACGGGACGUCCGCGCGUCGGCGCCACCGCCGCGUCGGUCGCGCGGUGCUCUCGGGCGCUGCGUCCCGCCCGCGGGCCCCGUGCGCGCGUGCGCAGUCCGGCCCCCUCGGAAGGCGGCCCCACGAGAGGUGCCCUCCCGCGGGCCCCUCCCCUCCCGGCGAGCAGUGGGGGCGCCCCCGCGGCGGCGGCGUCGGCCCCUCGGGCCGCAUAGCGAAGCCAGUGCUCGGCCGAGUCAGAUGUGCGCGGCGCCCGUGCGGAGGGCGGCAUGGCAGCAGCGUCGAACCCGUACAUCGGCACGUCGGCAGUGUCCAGCCUGACGUCGGUGCACCUGCCGCCGAGCCAGGCCAUGCAGGUGGCGGCAUCGCAGCCGACGGCGGGCUACGGCCGCGAGCCGCCGGAGAUGAAGUACAUGCCGCCGCAGCCGCACCACCAGGGAGGACCCAACGGCCUGUCGAGUCACCACCACCACCAGUGGGUGUCGUUGCAGACGGACGCCUCCAUGUGGUCCAUGGGGCCCGGCGGCAUGGCCGACAUCAAGCCCGCUCAGGCGGCCGAGCUGGGCCACCACCACCCCUUAAGCGGGGGCCACCAUGCGCGCGCGGCCACCGCGCAGCACAUGGGCUCGUGGCACCCCGCGGUGUCGCCGCACAUGGGAGCCAUGGGCGGCAUGCACCCGCAGCACCACCAACACCACCACCACCCGUACGGCGGCAUGAACGGCAUGCUGGGCGGCGCGGCCCACCCGGCCAUGCGAGAAGUCCCUCACGCCGACCAGGUGCCCCCCCACCCGCACAUGCACGGGCAGCACGACCCGCGCGCGCUGGACCACCACCACCACCGGCACCCCAGCGAAAGCGGCGAGGAGGAGGCGCCUAGUUCGGACGAUCUGGAACAGUUCGCCAAGCAGUUCAAGCAGCGUCGCAUCAAGCUCGGCUUCACGCAAGCCGACGUCGGGCUCGCGCUCGGCACGCUGUACGGGAACGUCUUCAGCCAGACUACCAUCUGCCGGUUCGAGGCUCUGCAGCUGAGCUUCAAGAACAUGUGUAAGCUCAAGCCGCUGCUAGCCAAGUGGCUCGAGGAGGCCGAUUCGACCACAGGUUCGCCUACGUCCAUCGACAAGAUCGCCGCCCAGGGACGCAAGCGCAAGAAGCGCACCAGCAUCGAGGUGUCGGUGAAGGGCGCCCUCGAGUCGCACUUCCACAAGCAGCCCAAGCCGUCCGCCCAGGAGAUCGCCUCCCUGGCCGACAGCCUGCAGUUGGAGAAGGAAGUGGUCCGCGUCUGGUUCUGCAACCGGCGGCAGAAGGAGAAGCGGAUGACGCCGCCCAUCAACCAGCCGCAGGCUGGGGCACCCGGCGGACCCCCGACGCCGGACAUGAUGAUGUGCCACGGUGGAUCGCCCGGAGACAUGCACCACCACUCCCCGCCGGCCAUGAUGCAGUCGCCGCCGCCACCGCCCCCUCCUCCACACUCGGCACUUCACCCGGGUCAGUCGCUGGCGGCCCACUGACCCACGCUGUACCCCUGCCUAUUCAGCUGCGACGACGCCUAGCCGUCGCCGGUCUGCAGGACAGGGGUGCGCGAGUGCGCCACACCCGCCGCGUACAAAAAAAGUGCAAUCCCUCCCCUAUACCCACUCCUCAUCACGUGCUCCGCGGCUGCUGCUGCUGUGGUGGUGGUGGUGGGUGCCGCCGCCGUGUUGUGUGGCCGGACGGGGUCGCCCCGCUGUUUGUACAUAACUACUACACACGCCGUGUGCGGACGAUCCUGCCGGGGCCUUCUCCCGCCACCGGACCCAAUGCCUCCAGUGUGCUGGUGGUGGGUGCGCAGUGUACGUACACGAUGAUGCGUGCGCGGUCCCGUUUCUCGCCACCGUGUGAGCGAACCACGAUCCUUCUCCGGGGGGGCGACAACACGCUGCAGCAAGAAAACAAGGUGCCAACCAACGACUCUGCCGACGGUCGCGACGUCCUGCCGGAGCGGCCUCCGCUUCGUUUUGCAGCAAAAGUGACGCGACAGCCUGUAUACACACAACACCACGCGCACUUACUUGGACGACACCACAACACUCACGACACGCCACUUCGACUCGCGUUUUCACACGUUAUACUAUGGCGCGUUUCUCCCCUCGACACCCACACUGAGACGGAGACAGGCAUGCCCAACUAGUCCAGGUAGGCAGACAUCACUUCUCUCGCUCACUUCGCCGGGUCUUUAUUUCAGUUUUUUUUUUUUCUUCUUUUAGCCUAGCGCGUUUUCCUGUACGAGCCUGGCUUGUUUUUUCUUUUUUUUGUCUGAUCACUCUGCCGAAGGAUUUUUUUCUUUUUGAUGCACGUUCCUCCUUGGCGCGUCCAUUACUAUAGUAUUUUUUGUUUUGCCCUUUCACUAAGCUCUGUUGUCAUGACUCCACUGCAUUUAUGUUUACUGCCGAUUUAUUAUUAUUAUUAUUUUUUUUUACCGACUGUUCUGCCCAAUGGAUGCGUCUCUUCGCAGUUGCUCGCAAGCGAUCAGUCGACAGUUGCCGCGUGUAAAACGCAAGUGACCGAGUAAGAAAAAAAAAAAAAGUGCCCAUUUAUUCGUACAAAUAGAAUUCCUUUUUCAUAAUGAGAGAAAUAAUAGUAGGGUCAGGGUUGGGGGCGGUGGGGUAGACUGUGGGUUAAAGUAACGGAAGUAGCAAUCUGAAGAAGGCAUCGAGAUGUCAUUGCAAUAGCAUAGCCAACCCGUCAAAGUUCAUAUCCAUUUAAUAGCAUAUUGACGGACCCCUGGUGACAUCACAGCAGACCGGUAUUGCAUCCAACUUAUUCGUGCCUUUUGAAAGAAGCCAGCGCGUUUGCUUAAACGCAUAUCAACAAGUGGCGUUCGCAACUGCUUAGAGCUCGCUCCAGAGGGACUUGCUAUAAGAACAGCCCGCUUCAUUUUUCAUUGCCCGUGCCUCGCGGGUAGCGCCCGUGCGAACAGUCCACAUCGGUCGUCCCGCACGUGCGGGGGGCGAUCGCACUGUCUUUCACAAGCGAGACGUAAUAUACCUCAAAAACCACUUCGCCUGCUGCUCCCGUCUAUGUAAGACUUUUUUUUUUUUUCAUUCGUUUGGUCAUUUUGUUCCGAUUGUGUAUGUGUGCGUCCGCGUAUGGAUUGUCGUUUCCUUACAUGUGUUUCACGUGUAACUCUCUAGCUGUUCGCUCUAUCUGUCUCUCUUUCAAUUUUUUUUUUCGCUUGCCUUUUUUGGCGAUUCGUUUUCAAAUUGUGUACGUAACGAAUGGAGCAUUGUGUGUCGGACUACAUCUGCACGUGUAAAGUUCUCAGUGGCUUUGUGCCGAUCUCCGGGAAGGCAAGCGGAGACAGCCGACAUGUGAAUUCCGUCGCCGACGCUGGCCUUCCCUUUUGUGUAGUGAGCCCAUGGCUGCGUUUGGCGCCGAGCAAAACCUUUUUCGGCCGGAACGGCGGGAGCAUCGUUGAACACGCUGGCGCGGAUAACGAAAAGGGAGGCGUAAUGCAGAGACCGUAUCUGAUCCGCCUCGAGGGGGGCUACGAGGACAGCAAUAAACGCGUUACUAUACGACAGUGUUCGUGCUUAAUAAGGGACGUAUUCCUCUUUCUUUAAGCUUAAGCGCCCGGAGAAACUGUGCGAGUCCCACGUGUAGAGAUACAAUUCUGGUCGUUCUUUCUUCCUCCCACUUGCUUCGAAGCCGAGCGAGUAAUUGUACCGCGGCGAUCGCUAAACGCUGGUGGCCUUUGCGAAUAUGGCACGGGCGUCGUCAACUGUGUGCUACUUUGUAGACGCGAUAGAUGGAGCCCUGCAGCAGUUGCGACGCGAGAGGACAAUAGCGUCGGAGAGUCUCGAAAAGAAGGCUGACCUUUUUUUGUCAGCGUCGCUUCGCGUUGAAGCUGUGAUCCGGAGAUUAAAAAGAGCAACAAAGUGGAUCAAAAUAAACGCACGAGGUGUGCUUGUUCGCGCGCCCGCUCGUUCUUUCGCUUUCUGACGCUUCGCUUCAGUUGUGCUCGAAGAUUUGGCGGCCUUCCGGAUACACUUUCGCUUUUUCGCAAAACGUUAGCUAAAGCUUUGCCCACUAAAGUCACGUCGUUAAGGCAAUCCGUCGUGGUGGCAUAGUAGCUUUUGCGUUGCGCUGCUAGACCCUAGGUCGCGGGAUCGAAUCCCGGCCGCGGCGGCCGCAUUUCGAUGGGUGGGAAACGCCAAAAAAAAAAAAGAAAAACUGUGCGCUGGGUGCACCUUAACGAAACCGCGGUGGUCAAAAUUAAUCCCCUGCCCCACGCUAUGGUGUGUCUCAUAAUCGCAUCGUGGUUGUGACAGGUAAAACCGCCGAAUUUAACUUGAUGUCGUUAAGCUGCCGGGUGCUCAAAACUUCGAGGGCGAAAGCAGCUUCGGUAAUACCUCCGCAGUAGCGUGUUGUGUGCACUAUCUUGAUGUUAAUUAAAGUUCACAGAAAGAAAACAAAAUACAAUAUGGAGCAACGAAACAUUAGAUGAAUGACUAUAUAGGAUGCCACGUUAAAAUGUAACCGAUCUAGUAACAGAUAGAGGCAAGCACUCAGCAGUGUUGUAUGUACCGGCUCCCUCCCCCUUUCUUUUUUCUAGUAAUUACCGCCAAAAUGUGCGCACUCCCACGCAUAUAACAAAGAAAAACAUAUAACAGAAAAGCGAAAUGAGCCUGAUUUGUCACCAACCAGCGCGCUUUUGCGUGUGUGCUCUGCUGAAAAAAAAAAAAGGACACAAAAGAAUGUUUUAACAAAAGUUAUUUGGAAAUUCGUGGAUUUCUUUCUCCCUCUCCUUGACAAAGACGAACGUGCUCGAUCACACUGUGUAGCAACCACAUGCGACACUGACGACGACCGAACAAGCGAAGCGGCAGCCUAGGGCUGUGUAGGAGGCACGGCCGAUUUCGAUAUCGCGCGACGGCGACGACUUUCCGUUUUGUCUAUUCUAUUUAGGCGAAGUCCCGGCUUUCUUUCGCGUGAACUUCUUUUUUCUUCUGCUUCUUCACCUCGGGGCCGCACACACUCUCUCUCUGUCGCUCGCCCUGUGAAAUAUUCUGCAACGAUGUGCUCAGUCUCCUUUGUGCCUGUCGUUAUAGCGGCAAGCAUCAAUUCUUUCCCAAUCGACUGGGGUCGGCACAUCUGCACUGUGUAAGAAAGCUUGGCUGUCGUCAGGCAGGCCGCGCUUAAAUGUUUGCACGCAGGCGCGUUGAGGUGAAAAAAAAGAAAGAUAAAGAAAGCAAAAGAAAAACGUAACUUCGAAGAAAUGCUUCUGAACUUGAGCGCGCUUCUGAGAAAUCUGAGAAGCCGUCGUCGCGCGGCUGUGACGUUAGGGGCUAGCAUAGCAGCAAUACCAGAGCAAAAGGUCGCCGGGCCAAUGCAGAAAGCGUUGGCUGUGGAUGUACAUAAACGACGCGGAAAGCGGCACGUUAGCGGCAAGCUAGCAGAGGCGCGAUACAUAAAAAAAAUGAAGUAAGAAAGAAAGGAACGUACCGAGGGUCGGUUCAUGAUGCAUUGUUGCUGAGAAAAAAGCUACUGGCGCUCGCUUAUGACUGAUGCUCUAAAUUAGAAAGCGCUCAGGCUCAGUCGAAAGAAGCGCACCUCUGUCGCUCUCAACUGACCUUUCUUCAUUUGCUUUCUGAAAAUUUUACUUGCGUGCUUAAGAGAACGCGUUAGAACUUGCGCCGCAACUUAACAACCGCCUUGCAGCUUCGAGGCGCCCUAUUCCAGUUCUUCUCGCACCUUCACUCGCGAGCCACGUCCAGGUAUAGUGUUUCUCGAAGGCGGAGCAUCGGACGGCUUUGUGAGAUUACAAAAUCUGCAGUCGUAUACUGACGAGGUUGGCUGAACGUCGAGUGCGGGCGCAUAGAAGUCUCCGAGAGAUGCUUUGGUCCUGUAGUGAACGUAAUUAAACGCUGCCGCAGCGGCUGAUCGGUCUCCCGUGAUUUCAGACAGUCGCUGCCGUAUUCCGAUCGAGACGGAAAUUGUCAAAAAUAAAAAAAAAGAGCCCGUGCGCUGUAAUUUGCGUGCGCUGACGCAGUCCACGCCGGCUGAAAGGAACCCGUAGCAUCCGCGCUUCCUCCUUCCACUUAGCCCACAUGUACCCCUGAGGUGUAAAAGUCGACGAGCCACCGAUGUUGCCAAGACCAAUGAAAAGAAAGAAAUUUCGACGUUAGGCUCGAGCCUUGCACGUGAGAUCUACAUAGACGAAGCGUCAGAAAGGAAGAGCAUUAAAAAAGCACCGGCCACUAUCGGAGCGCGUGAUGCCAUUUAGCGCAGAAAUUGAACAGAGCGUCGCACUAAGAGGCUUAAAAAUAUGAUCACCGAUGAUUUCAUCAGCAUCAGCAGACCGUUAAUUGCCGUCUUCGUCUUAAAAUUUUAGGGACGUGAAAGGAAAAAAAAGAAAGAAAAUAUAUUUAGCAGUGAUCACGGAAAGCUUAACACUUGCGCUUUUCUUGUUUCUUUUGUUUAUUUUUUUGUAAGCUUUCUCUUCCUAUUUAUUCCUUAUCGCGAAGCGAACGUGAUAUCCAGUUUGGGCGAUAAACUGGAGAACGUGCGGAGUGGCGAUAUCUGCACGGCGUACGGCAUAAUCAGUGCGCCGCUUCCUGUGUGACUAUAAUUGCGUAAGCUGUGAUUUAAUUGGCGCGAAACUGAAUGAAAUUCUCAAUGGCGAAGCGGCGUGGUACGCGCAAAGACGAAUGGCUCAACCCAUUCAGCUCUCCCGACGGCUUAAUUAAAGCAGCGACUGGUCGUUGUACAAGUGCGCAGGCGGGCAAAGGCUGCGACGCAGCCACAUUCGCAAAUCAUUUACGCCACCUCAUUGUGAAGGCACCUGUAGAAUGGCCUAAAUUAUGGAAUACGAUCAUCCUUUUGCGGUUGUUGUCCCCGGAGUGUUUACGUCGCUUCCAUUGACCUUAACGACAGACGGAGUAAAAGAAAUAUGAACCGAACUCACGUUUCUUUCUCUUUUCCUUUUCUUUUUUUUGUUGUUAGGAAGAGAUAAUGCGUGUUUCGAGCAUUGCGAAAGUUGAAAUUUUGCUUAAAGACACAUAAAUUAAGCCAAGAAUGCGCCGAGGUCGUAUCCCAUUUGUUGGCUGAGUGCGAACAAGAAAUGCUCGUCUACCGCGCUUUGAGUGCAAGUUAAUAACGCAAGUUGGUUGAAAUUAACCAAAGAGCCCCGCAUGAAGCCUGCUUUGAUACCUCGUUAGUAGCUUUUUUACGACAAUAAACCUCGCGAUUUCAUUUAAAUAUUUCUUUUCUUUUUCGCUCUAUCAGUUCUGGCCGUCACAAAACGAUUGGUCUGAGUGACCGUCAGUGACCAAUUUGUUGCGUCAUGUUUAGUUGCGAUACCAGAGUCGGGUGUCUCUAUAUGCCAGUUUAAUAUAGUUGGGCUUCGGCCCGCAUUCAGGCCUGCAUUUCUGGUGAGAAUAGGGAAAGUGAAAUGAAAGCAGGGCUAUAGGAGAUACUAGUGAACUGAGACGUGCACGACGAUUGUUCCCGUCGCAGCGACAGCAAUAAAUGGGUGGUAAAAAAAUAUUUAAAAAAUGAAACCGAAAAGCGUAACAACUAUAUUUUUUCUUGCUUCCUCCCUUUCUUUUGGUUGCUGUUUGCUUUGACACAGAGCUCUUAAAAGUACAGCUGUACGAAUUUUUGUAAGCAGCCGGACGCAUCCUAUCCUGGAAGUGUUUUUCCCGGCAGUAACCAUUUAAGGGAUUUAGCAAAGCUGCAGCGACUUUUCAAAUUUGUAUAUUUCGCUGAAGAUGCGCGCGAAAGAAAUAACUUCAGGUUGAAAACAGUUAAGGCCUAAGCUAUUACUGCAACGGAAUUUUAAAGACCUUGUCGGCCUUAUGGGACUGCAGUUCGCAUAGUUAGAGGCAGGUUGUUUCGUGGAAAUCACGUUCGUUGUAAGGCAUAUCAUUCGCUAGCCAGUUCUGUUCGGCUGUGCUCCCUCAUGUUCGGCGAUAUGGGAUAGCUUUUGUACAUUUUUGCAGGAUCAGGAUGGCUACAAUUUCUUUUUUCUUUAAGUAUACCGUCACUUCUCAUUUCUGAAACUUCACAAGACACACACGACAGAGUGAACAUCCUUUUUUUUUUUUGCUCUCCUGUACAGGUGCGAUUAUAAAAUAUGUGUGUACAGACUCACUUUGCAUUCAGGGAAAUAUGCUCGUACACAAAUGGCAAGCCUGUUACUUGGUCAUGCUCGGGCACGAUUAACGACGCACUGAAACUGUUCCGAUUAAGAAAGAAAAAGAAAAUGAGUAAGACGUGCCCGCGGUUUUCUCGCAACAAGUUGUUGUCGACAGCCGUUUUCCUUGGUAGUCUUCGCAUCAGGUGACGCAUGUGUUCAGAUUCCGUUUCAACUUUCGCUUUCAUUUCUGUUGACCUGUCUAACACGUACUCCGUUUGACAUGUGCUCUCAAAGCUUAAGUCGUCCACGCUUUGUUGACGUAGGAUGUGUUCUAUAACUGCGGAUAGUUCUCCAGAAGCGCGCUGCCUCAAGCGGUAACCAUACGAAGCGUAUUUCAUGCGCCACUGCGUCUAUCUCACGCCCGGCGAAAGUCACGUUGUAUUCGGGGCUGAUUUGUGUAUUCAUAAGUUAAUUACAAGUUAAAACGGCAGCCACACGGGACGCGUUUCUGUCGUGAUCGCAGCCUGGACAUAAGGCAGCGUGAACGCAGAGCGGGGACGCAGCGCCUACAUACGCGUGAAAUACGCAUCAUGUGUUUCGCUUCUAUCGGGCCGCGAGGUGUCGCAAUGUCGCUGCACGUAGCGCCGUCUGGUGGUAGUCGCUGUUAUCACUCAUAUGACGUUCUUUUGCGCAUCUUUGGACACUUCUGCGUCCGUGGUCAUCAGAUGCCAGCAAAAGAGAUAUUUCUAAAGAGCUUCUUCUCUCUGCCUCUCUUUUUUAAGUGCAAGUGGCAAAUGUAAGGGACUUGGCUAGGCAAAAGAAAUACUAACGCAUUUACUUUGGCACCUACCGAUAUGUCAAAGUUAUAAGAAUCUAAUUUUGGAUUAGGAAAUGGCAACUUCGUAUUUGUCUAACGCUAGUACGUCACUUAACAGGUGCUCCAGCGGCCACUUGUAUGUGCGUGCCCGAAGUGGCAUUGCGACACGUCGCAAAGCGUAGCCGUCUUUGUUGUUCUGCGCGGCUUAUUCUUCGUGUUCCGUUUAGAGAGAAAGCAAAAAAGAAAGAUGCUGUGCUUCAGCCAUCUGGUGCCUCUUUUCUUUCUUUCUUUUUUUUUUUCGAAAGGAGGGGGCGCAGCCAUAUGUGCGCAGGUCUGAAAACUGAAAUAAACGUGCGAAGGUCAAAGAAUGACACUUUCCGUGUAACACAGAAACGGCAUCUCAGCAGUAGCAAUAGUAUACCAUUUUUUUUUUAAAUUUUGCAUCAUCGACACUAUACUCUGUCUCGUGCAGAUCGCGCACGCGUAUUUGCCUACCUCACCGUGUGCGAAAUUUUCAGCAAUUACAUGUCAUCACCGCAUACAGCAACCUAGCGAUUGGGCAUCAGUGAGCGGCGUGACUUGCUCAUAGAUAUAUCACGAUGGAUUGAACGCGUUUUCCAACAGUUGCGCCAGGAGGCCCAUGUAGCAGGCCUCGGCGAGAUUUAGGCGUUAAAAGAGACUAUGCUGAAUUAGCGGAGACUAGAAAACGGAUAGCAUCUGUUCUUUAGACUGCAUUCCCGUGCUACUUCAUUGCAAGGCAUGCAUGAUUUAUUCGAACCUAAUGCUCUUUAGAGUUCGCUAUAGCCUAAGUUCCUCACAGAAUCGCACGUGUCGAUAAAUGUGCCUAUACGUUUCCUCGUUGUUUCCUUCGAUUGAGCAGCUGGCACAAUGCGUGGGCAGCCUCGUGCAGUAAGAAGAUAUGUCUUUCGGACGCAAUGUACUAAAACUCUUUCGAGUCGUUGCCGCGCUGGUUAAACUGAGUUUUAGUAAAUGCAAAUAGCAGUUGUAGCACUGGGUGUACAGAAGACUUGUGUGUACAUUAAGACCGCAGGAUUGCGUUGCGCACGUGAAAAAAACGUUGUCCGCAUGCGAAUUGGCGGACCUUAUUGCUACCGCGGGCCUUUUCUGCGUGUGCUUAUACAUGCUUUUUUAUUGUGCGAGGUCUGCUAUAGUGACUGUCUUAAUUGUGUUGCGCCGAUGCUGUUCUGGCUGUUGGGACUGUCGUCUCGAUUUUCGCGAGCUGCCGUACGUGAUUCUCGCCCCCUUCUCUUUCUUGUGUUUUGAGCGGGUGUUUUGCUCCGGUGACUUUCCUUGAACACGCAAAUGGCCGCUCGUGUGCUUUUUUGCCAACUCAUCCUGUUUUAUUAUUAUUGUGUUUUGUGUGUGCCUGCUCUUCUUAGUUGUCACCUUAAUUGACGCUCUUCUUUUUUUAAAUAUACCAAGUGAACGAGCCGCUGGUGUGAUCACGCUCGAAUCCUUGCGUUCGUUGUCGUAUCGUGUAGUGUACGGUCACGUUUGGUUUCUUGCUCCAUGCUUAUCACGACAUUCCAGGAGAAAUGAACGUAUACUUGUUUACGUGAUAGAAAGAGCGAGAAGUGGAAAAGUAACAGAGAAAAGAAAACUAUUCCCCACUCGAGCACGGCGUUGUGUUCCGUGUCUCGAUCGAGUCAUUCAAAUUUUUUUUUUUUCGCUUGUGUACAUAGAACCGCCUGAACGUGAAAGCGUGCGUGUGUGUAAGUGCGACGCGCGAUGCCAUGUGUGUAUGUGUAUGAAAAAGACAAGAAGACGAAGUGAUGGGUUAUAGUGCAUAUGUGUGUGCGUGGUGCGCCUGGAACUGUAGUGAAACGACGGUGGCGCUGUCUUUCUUUUUUUUUUUCCCCUCGACAUACACACGCUGACGAUGGUGUACAUAAAAACACAAGAGACUGCGAGAGAGAAAGACUGGUCUAUAUAUGUAUACUAUAUAUAUAGUUGUCUAUGACCAUCCCCGUUCUUUUCUUUUCAUUUUCGCCGCUGCGGAUGGCCAAUGGUCGCGUUUGCUGUGUGACUGAGUGUGUGUACAUCCCUUGUUCUUUCCGUCUAUAACAAACUCACUUGGCCUCUCUACCUCCCUGCUCCCUCUCCCACCCAAAGUAUCUUCUUCGGUCUGUGCCGUAUGUCGCAGUGCCUGCUAUUGGCGCGCGGCUGAAGUGCGUGCCUGCACACCUCGACGUGCACAUGACCACCAGGCAAGUGCCGGCCUCCACAAACCACCUUGUUUCUCUCCUUUUUCCACUCUUUCUUCUUUAGGUUUUCGCCUUAUUGUUUUUUUUCCCUUUCAUUUCCAAAUGAGCGAACGAUGUAAGAAAUGUGAACAGAAGAGUGGUGAUUAUAUGCGGACAUUUUUAUGAUGGACACAGUUCGUAUACAUAAAUAUAUUUGUGCCUGUAAAAAGCAAAA
This is a messenger RNA of Dermacentor andersoni, 12107 nucleotides long. It is a transcript of the gene vvl, whose product is annotated as ventral veins lacking. NCBI's taxonomy places the organism in Eukaryota, Metazoa, Arthropoda, Arachnida, Ixodida, Ixodidae. Gene Ontology annotation, molecular function: DNA-binding transcription factor activity, RNA polymerase II-specific; RNA polymerase II cis-regulatory region sequence-specific DNA binding. Gene Ontology annotation, cellular component: nucleus. Gene Ontology annotation, biological process: brain development; regulation of transcription by RNA polymerase II. The record is from RefSeq and is a predicted model, not a curated record.